AUCAUUCUGAAGUGACCUAAAACAGAAAAGUUACAUUUGAUUUGACGUCAGACUAAUGGAAAAAAAAAGUAAUUUGCAAAUAUUUGUCCAUCCGGUUCUUGCUUUUACAAAUCACUGAAGCUGAUUGUUAUAAAAGAAACGCUUCAUUAAAAGCCCAACUUUAAUAUAGUAUUUAUGCAUAUAAAGAAUAAAUUAAAACUUGCUACUAUGUGUCACUAAUUUGCCAACAUCCAUAGAAAACUGACUUGGUGAUAUUUUUGAAUUUUGUUUUAAAGUCAAUAACCAAUUUAUGUGUAUGAUCAUGUAAGCUAUUUAUUUCCAUGUGGUCGUAAUCAUAUAAUUUAUAUUUGAUUAAUUCCUAAUUGAUUCUCAACUCAAAUAAAAUCAUAUUCUUUUCCAUCGGAAAAACAAUAUUUUUUUAGCCUUAUGAGGACAAAAAAAAUAGACAUUUGAAUUAUUUACAAAUGUCUUUAAAUCAACAUAAAUUCGGUGAAACACAUGAACAUAAGUCCACAGCCAGAGCCUUUACAUCAAAACAGAAUUACGUGUUUGAAAAAUGUGUAUCACUUUACCUCAACUUUACAAUCACUCACUACUUUGUUUUGGUUUAUCACACAAAAUUCUUAAGCAUUGGGAGAAAAAGAACUUUUUUUUAGUAGUUUUACUCUUUAUGCUGGUAUUAUCACAUAAAGUUUCUUACCCUGGCCUAAUAUAUUUACAUUACCUGAUGUAUGUUGCUUUCAUACGUUUUAUGUUCAAAAUGUUGAUUUGGAUUUAGAUUUGUUUUGUAAUUAUGUUCAAAUUUUUAUUUCAAUUUGUAAAAUACCUGAUUUUUCACGUAACUUUAUAUUUAGUCCAUUUGAUAACAUCAUUUUUAAAUAUUAAAUUUUAUGUCACGAUCAGUUACUAAGCCUUUCUAACCAGUGCUGUUUUGUUUUUACUCUCGUAUUCGUUGUGGACUUUAAUUGUCACACUAAAACGUUGGCGGCUUCUCUGGCGCACUGCAGCAUCCGGACCACUAGGAGGCGCUGUAGCCAUGAAAAAUGUCUCGUCAGGCGUCUACUUGUAGUUGCAGUUACUGGCCGCAUGGACCGGCCCCCCUGACUGCAGCAGGUGUGUUUUGAACUAAACACGGAGGAGAAGAAAGAACCCUCUGGAUGUCGUGUCGGCACCAAAAGCGGGAAAUGAAAAGUAAAAGAGUUUGAGGAAGGAAAAGGGAAAAACACCGGUUGCUCCAUGUGACAUCAUAUAAGAGACACUGCGCUGCUGGAGGACAACCAUGAGACGGAACACACAGAUCGACGUCAAGCGCGCCCUCGUUCUGACGGCCACCUUCAGGUUCCUCUGCUGCUGCUCUAAAGCCUGUCUGCUCCCCUUCCUCACCCUGUACUUCCGCCAACUGGGCCUGUCUCCAUCCAUGACUGGCAUCGUCAUGGCCACCAAGCACUCCAUAACCCUGGUAUGGAGUCCAGCAGCCGGACUCCUCUCCAAACGCUACAACAAGAGACGGGUGGUGAUAAACUGCUCGCUCGUGUUUUCUGCUGCGGCCGUUGUGAUGCUGCUGCUUCUCCCGUCUCUAGGGACGCCUGGCGCACAGAGCAGCACCUGUAACACCUCUGACCUGAGUUCUGGUUCAGGCCAAAGUCAGUUGAAUGUUACCCCUAGUACUAGGAGUCAGACGUUGUCAACACAUACAAAUUUAGUCAUUGCGACGUCGCCUAAUAGCUCUAUCAGUGAGUGGAAACUUGGUCCUGUAACAACUCCGCCUAAUUACAAUCAUACAGAACACUCUGAAGUUUCUGUUUCACAAGGAAACUCAUCUGAGGUGCCAAUCAUCAGUCAGACAGUAGCGAGCGUUGAGCAUUCCACCACCUUAGUGAAUGCAGCAAGGAAUAAGAGGUCUGUGAUCACAUCGGACCGCAUUGAGGACCAACAGAAGGGCAGUUUGGGAUUUCUCGCGAGCCUUAAGGAGAUGGACAUUCAGAACCAGCUCUUCUACUUGACGCUCAUCAUCGUGUUGGUGUGGGAGUUUGCGUCGGCUCCUCUCGAGUGGACAGCUGACGACGGGCUUUACGAGUAUCUGGACUAUGCGGACGCCUCAGACCGCCAUAGCAGCGCCGAUGUAUGGGGUCUGUUCGGGGCGGUAUGCGGGGUCGGGGGAGCCGGGCUUGUGGUCGCCCAGCUCAGUUGUCAUGUAGCAGCCACUCACGCUUCCAGAAGCGCAGUGCAUUUUUAUUCCUACGCGGGCCUGGCGGUUCUAGCCCUGCCCGUAGGCAUCUACCUCCCUCUGUACCUGAACAGAAAGCGAGACAGGGCCAAUGGGCUCCUUAAGGGUGUGCAGCUGGUUCACGGCUCCCCCCACGCUCUACUCUGCGCCUUCACCAUCGUCCUGGUCGGGGUGGUGAAUUCGGCUGUGGAGAACUUCCUGCUUUGGCAGAUGGAGGAUCACGGGAGCACUGAGCUGCACAUGGGACUAUGCCUCGCUCUUUCUUUGCUCUCACAGGCAGUCUUCCCCCUCCUGGCUGGCAGAGUAUCCAAACUCCUAAGCCCAGGGAGGGUUCUCGUCGUUGGGGCCGCCAGUCUCGGGUUGCAGUGCUUCUACUACUCCUUCCUCUGGGGACCCUGGGCGGCCUUUCCUGCACAGGUGCUGGGUACCUUGAGCAGCGGCGGCGUCUGGUGGGCUGUGAGGAUCCAAUGCGAGGACGUCGCAACACCAGGGGCCGAAAGAAGCGUCAGGAGGGUCUACGGUUCCCUGUGUCUGCACCUUGGGAGUGGACUCGGGAGUUUUGCCGGCGGGUUUGUGGCACAGAGACUUGGGGUGACAUGGUUGUUCAGAGGGGUUUCCAUAGGAAUUAUGGCGUGGUGUGCGUGUCUUCCUCUUCUGCAGUGGAAAGCCCCACGCCAGCGCAGGAUUAACUACUCGCGCCUUUUGGCAGCCGACGCAAGCGAGGCCAGUGACUCCGAAUCUGAGCCAGAGAGAGACUGGCUGGAUAAGGCCAUGGAGGACGACCGAGGCAAUAACAACUACGAAAGGCGAAUCAGACACUAAAACUGACAGAGGUCAGGUGGUAAGAGAUCAGAAUUGGCUCUGAUCAGUAAUGAGCUGGUAAAACACACCUGAGCUAAAAAUGUCCAUCAUUUUCGAUGUUGCACCAACAACAACACUUCCUUUAAUUGCCUUUUUGAGUUUCUUCAAGUCGUUCGGGAUAUGUCUGUACCAUCUUUCUACAUCUGCAGACUGAGACUUUUGCUCAUUCUUCUUUGAAUAAAGCCUCAAAGUCUGUCAGAUUGGAAGGAGAGCAUCUGUGAAAAUCAUAUUUUAAGUUGAAUUUACAGAUUCUCAAUUGGAUUAAGGUCUUCACAUUGACUGGGCCAAUCCGACACAUGAACAUGCAUUAGUUGUAGGGUUGUUACUGCUAAAAGUUGAGGAUCUUUUGCAAAAAAAAAAAUUCUUGGUACUGCUCCAUCCCUGCGGUAGAAAAUCAUCCCCAUACGCGGCUAACACUAAGUUUUGUGGUGGUAAUGAUGUGUUCAGGUUCAUUGUGUCCAGUAAGGCAUAUUUUAACUUUAAUAAUUAGGGGCAUGUGCUUAUAAGGCAGCAACUACUUCCUUUUUGAAAUAUGUGCGACACAUAUUUUCUUGACUGUUUUUAUUAUCGUUACAAAAAAUAAAAUGGUUCAAAUUUAGAAUCAGAGAUCAAAUGUUAGUGAGCAACAGCCUAGAAAAGCCCAGUUGGUGCGACUAUAAUCAAACUUGUCCAAAAUAUAUUAUUAGAAGACAGUUUACGUCGGCAUUGGAAUUGAUAUAUUUCCCCAUCAGAUUUGCAACAUUGCCUGACUUGUCAGCCCUUAUUACCACACGCCAGGUGACGAUACUUGAUUUUCUCCCCUGACAGGUUCCAUCACCAUCCAGAAUUGCAUUGCAAUUUAAUUUUAGCAAAACAUUCCAGCAUCCUGCAGCACUUCAAGCUGUACCGAACGAUUCUGCUAUUCUUCUCCGAGCCUCGUAAGAGUUUACAUGUACAUAUUUGCAACGGUAAGGGUUGCAUAGGCUUAGUUGUGUUUUGAAAACAAAGCAAGGACCAAAGGUUCAACCUCAGUAUGCAAGCUCAACAGCUUAGACCUCAUGAGAGCAGAAACACGGCAGCCUCCUAGUGCAGAGUAAACUCAAAGCGUGUGCAGAGGGCCAGGCCAAACUGGACUGGCAUCCUGUUACAACCCCACCCUGAGCUCUUCAUCCUCCUCCACCUCUGACUGCUGCAGCCAUCUUUUCUGUCCCUCACACUUGACACUAAACUGAAAAUGUAGGAUUAAACGGACGGAGAUGGGCUCGUUCUUUGACUGUAUGUAUUUAACUUUAACUUAAGCACUAUUUGAAUGAUUGCUUCUGGGUCUCUGUGGAGGACAAUGCUGUCAAAGCUGUUUUUCAACAUGAGUUUGUGCGAGAGCUGGAGGCUUUAUUUUGAUCUGUUAAUGUUAACAGGCGCGAACUUGAAGCCUGUCAGCAAGUGUUGGGAUCUCUGUGAAGUCUAGCGUUCCACCUCUUUCAAUGCUGAUCAAUGUGCAAAGGCAGCUGUUGCGCAGUGGAAAUUGACAUUUCUGUUUAUGCAUUGAUGUCAAAUGAAUAUGUCUUAUACUGUAUUGACAGUCUAAUAAAUAUAUUUGAACAUAAA
Messenger RNA from Xiphophorus couchianus (Monterrey platyfish), 4672 nucleotides. RefSeq names its product major facilitator superfamily domain containing 6-like (gene mfsd6l). NCBI's taxonomy places the organism in Eukaryota, Metazoa, Chordata, Actinopteri, Cyprinodontiformes, Poeciliidae. Gene Ontology annotation, cellular component: membrane. The record is from RefSeq and is a predicted model, not a curated record. Bases 1280 to 3049 code for a protein of 589 amino acids. The transcript has 2 exons.